ACCAGGCCGAAAUUGCAACAUGGAAGACGCAGACGGCUCUUUGGCCGAACGAGAACGAUUUCUCCAGUGUUUUAAGCGAUUGAAUGGAUUCAAUUAUCGGCGAGAUGAUGAAGCAUCAAGAACUAAUUUCAAUUUACUGCUUGACGAAAUUAAUUCUAUGGAAUAUUAUAUGCGGAUUGUCAGAGAAGAUGAAGCUAACAGACUUAUAACCAAGUUUUGUACCGUUGUCCCAUUGUAUGAAGAAAGAUUUCUGGUGAAAGUUUGUCAGGCCAUCUUCAACUUUACAGCCAAACAGCAGCUGACACUUACAGAGAAGACACUGCAUUUAGUAACAGAGUACCUCAUAUCAGCCCUACAGAGAUGUCAGCCCUGGACUCGAUCAGAGAUACUAUUGGCUCUCGGGGCUGUGGUGUACGAAUGCUGUGGGCAGCUCACAAAGUACCAUGACACGUUGUUGAACAAACAACAGGGCGUACUGAUUCCACUGUUGUCUGAUCCGAUCGGUGAUGAGGCCGUGUUGCGAGGGGUCAUCCAGUGCAUCGAGAACCUCACUAUCAAAGUAGCGGGUCAGUCUUACUUAGAGGAUCACCACACCUUGACUUGCUUUGAAGUGUUCAUGAACAUUCUACACACAGUCCGAGCUUCCAAGAUUGAGACGAAUAUAAAAUGCAAGGUGUUGAUCUGUUCGUUGCGCGGUCUACAGAAUAUACUAGGAGCCACCAAGAUCAUGCCUACAGAUCAGCUUGGCAGCCUGCUGGCUGGAAUCCGGACGUACAUGUUCCAUGGUUUGUCCAGUUUCCCGGUGAAUAUUCCUGAACGACUCUACCCAACACCUCUGAGGCAGUAUGACACGUCUCCAUCCGGACAAUCAACCCCACACGGUGAACAAAAACCAGAAGAGGAAACCCAGGGAGCAUCGAAGUCGCAAGCUAGUAAAAAAUCUAAGAAGAAGAAGGCAAAGAAAUCGCCAGAAAAAUCGAACAAAAGUCAGGAUGGUAACAGGACUACUUUGACCUCAGAUAAUGGUCAAAGUGAAGGUCAAGGGUCAGUUACAACUGUCGGAUUAGAUGCAGCAGUUGACACAAGACCAGUCUGGGCUAAAAUUGGUAGUUCUGAUUCUGAUUAUUCGGACACUGAGGGAGGUCAGGGGUCGAGGUUGAGGUCGCACCACACAAAGGUCAGACAGUGUGCACUUGUAUGCCUUCACACAGUGAUAAAGACCACUGACCGCAGGCUGAUGUUUGGAUACUGGUCAUCCUUUAUUCCGGACUCCAGUGCGGCCGGAAACAGUCCGCAGGUCCAGACACUAUUCACGAUCAUACUGAAGGAUCCGUCUCCAAAGUGUCGUAUGGGAGCUCUUGCUGCUCUGACUGCCCUGGUGGAUGGAACAAAGACGUUCCUAGCUGCAGCAGAGGACAGUGAUCAGAUAACUGCCUUUACCCCUUUCUCCUCAAUCCUCGGCUCGACCAUCCGAGAACUGCAUCGCUGUUUACUGCUGGCACUUGUGUCGGAGAACUAUCCCCUCACCCUCACACAGCUCAUCAAGUGUAUAGCAAUCCUGAUCAGUAAUGUGCCAUACCAGAGAAUGAAGCCGGGACUUUUAUCCAGAGUGAUCAAGCUUGUCCGCAACUUCCUCAACCACAGAGAUCCGAAUGUGCGAGUGGCGUGUCUGACGUGUUUCGGGGCAGUAGCUGCCAUCCAGCCUCCACUCAUGGAGAUUUGUCACAUCAUGCAGCCGUCUAUACCUCCACUAUCCGCAUCCCUAGCGCAACCAGCCCCACCUGUCAAUCAACAACCUGGGGACGUGGACAGCCAAUCAGAAUCCAGAAAUUCUAGAUUAGGUAGUGCUCAAGGAAACCAGUUGUCGGAGAGUUCUGGAAACUCGAAAGCUGAUUAUUCUACAAAUGACGGACAACUCCAAAGUCUAUCUCCAGAGGUCGUGACCCCACCUGUUGGCCAAGGGUCAGGGUCAGGGUCGGUGUCCCCAGGAGCUUUGACCCCUGUGUACUCUGACAAGUUACUUCAGGCCCAUGCUCGUGACACGUCAUGGUUGAUUAAACUUUGCAUGAGGAACAUACUUCCAUUUACAGAUCACCAUGGAAACUGGACAGAGCCUCAUUUUGAGCCACUUCCUGUGAGAUUAGAGUCUCUCCAGGUACUGGCCCACCUCACCAAAGGUUAUUUCCCUAUUAUCCGGAACGGUUUGGCCGUACUACGGGAUCUGAUACACAAGUGUAUACAGGACUCGGACCAGGUGGUCAGGCUACACACAAUCAAGCUGCUGGAUGUGUUGACACAAGUGAUUUUACAAGAUGUACAGGCGGCUGAGACAGACGGUCCUGGUAAUAGAGUGAACAUUGACCUGGCCAAGGAGUUCUGGGUUUUCAUGUUGAUGGGCCCCUUACCUAGCAUAUUACAGAUGGAAGCCAACAACGCUGUUCGAGCCACGUCAUGUGACUGUAUAUCCAACGUCGGACCAGAGGUGUUCGCGGUUUUACCGAUGGACAAGAGGAUUCUGUGUAUUACCCUGGUGCUCGGUCUGACGUCGGAUGACGAUAGGAUUGUACGAUCAGCGGCAGUGAGGGCUGUAGGGGUGUAUGUCUUGUACCCAUGUCUGAGAGAGGAUGUGUCCUUCAUUGCUGAUGCUGCUAACUCCAUUUUAAAAAGUAUGGCAGACUCGAGUCUGAAUGUGCGGCUGAAGACGGCGUGGUCGCUGGCUAAUCUCUGUGACGCCUUAGUACUCAACAAGACGGAGGGCGACGUCCAGUUCCUACAGGACUUCUCCAACCUGUUACUACAGAAGCUGUUCACCACAGCAACAAAAGCCUGCCAGGACAGUGAUAAGGUGCGCUCUAACGCUGUCCGCGCCCUUGGUAACCUGAUGAGGUACCUCCCCAGGAGUAGCCUUGAGAAGUGUACGUUUAAGAUACCGGUGGAGGAGGGUGUGAAGGCGCUUGUGAAAAACAUCAGCUCUGGCACAAUGAAGGUGAGGUGGAAUGCCUGCUACGCUGUCAGUAACCUGUUCAAAAACUCGCUGCUGAAUCAGGCCAGCACAGAAUGGAUGAAGGACAUAAUUCUAGCGCUGUGUGCAGUGGUGCGCGACUGUAAGAACUUCAAGGUCCGGAUCAAUGCUGCUCUGGCCCUGGGGUCUCCGCCUGACCGUGACCAAUACGGAACCGUGGACCUAUUUAUAUCAGUGUGGGAGGCACUCAUUCGAGGUCUAGAAACUGCGGAGGAAAUCACAGACUUUACAGAGUACAAGUACAGGGGAAAUCUCAAUAACCAGAUUUGUACGACAAUCAUUCACCUGGUGACCAUGACGCAGUACAAUGACCUGGAUAGGGUCGGGGAGCUUCUAGAGGUGAACUUUGACCUUCUCCUUGAUAACCUCGACAAAUUCCAGCAGUCCCAAGGAAAGAAGACAGAAUUUGAGGCAGAGUGUGUAGCCGCCCAACAACGCCUGGCCAUGUUUGGCGACAGUAAGCUGUCACACAGACAGGGUAAGGCUGUGGAGCGUCUGACACAGCUUGCCUUUGCUGACGAAAUUGUAGAUCGUAAGCAAGAGAAGUCUGCGUUUGUCCAGACCUACGAUUAGAUCACAGGCCUGAUGUCCAACGACUGCUGGACAGGUCAAAACGUUUUGGUUGAACGAACAACAGGGAAUGGCAAAAUUGUUGUUAUUGGCAUUGCCGGGUAAAUCAUCAAAUGGAGACUGCCUGUAAGCAUCAGGAUCUCGGAGCUUGUGGAACGUUAGUGAGAAGAGACCCGUGUUUGUCAGGAGCUAUAUAUGAAUGGAAUUCUGUGCCAAAAUUUCAGACCCAAAACAUUGAUGACCCACAGUAUUUGUGAAACCUUACAGAGUAUUAAAGAACGUGUUUGUUCAGAUGUAUGAUUUUAUAAGAAUGCUUGCUGAAAGUUUGAAGGACAUGCACACUACAGGUUGUAACAAAUAUUUGAAGAAAAAAAGUCAAACAGUCACCAGACAAAGUUUUAAAUCAUGGGUAGGAGCAGAGAAUAUCACAGUAGAUUUAGUAGAAUUAGAAACAUUAUUUAUGUAUAUUUUUGUGAUAUAUUGAUUGCGCCAUCGACGGUUAGAAGUUUUUAAAUGUUUCACAAAGAGAAAUUAAUCUUUAAAAUGUGAUAAGAUUGCAAUUGGGACCAGACAUUUUAUGGCAUGAAAAUAUUCAUAAAAUUGUUUAAUACUUGAUGGAAAAAAAAUAGGAUGCUCAACAUUUCAAGACCAGUUCUUUGUGAUGCUAAAGUAUAUAGAAAUAUCAACAUAGCUUAACUACUAUAUAUAUGAGGCCAUGAUCAGGGUAAACUGGUAAUUGAUGGCAAAAGCUGAAGGUAAUGAAAUGCAAUGAAUUGCUUUCUAGUGAUGGUGAGUUUAUGUUGUUACAUUAUCAGUGUUAGGAGGCUAUGGAUAUUGCUUAACUCAUUCACCCCUGAAGACACAAUUGAACUCUUCCAAUUCAAAGGUUGGAAUGGUUCAUUAUGAAAUUUCAGGGGUGAAGAAGUUAAUGGUCCCUACUGUUGAGUUUUGAAGAUACAGUACAGUCUGUAAUCCUUACCGUAACCCAAUGUAUUAUACAACGAUACAGGAAAUUUGUCUUAAACAUUUGUAUUUGUGAUUGUAAUUCAUGUGUCUGAAAGUGGUACUUAAACUCUUCCAAGUCUGAAGAUAGGUGUUGGUCUAGAUCUCCCUCUAUGGCUGUCAAGGUGGUACUGGUGGGUCCUGUAUAUUCAAAACCUUGAUAUAAAGUCAGCUCUACAGCUCGUUUUGGGUUUCUGUUUGAAAAUUUAGUAGAUUUGCCUGCGUGCCAGCGCAAAGGCAACUACAUGCCUGACUGAUGCUGAUUUGUUCUUGGUAGUUUUCCUCCCUUCUGUUGUUAUCAGAAACCAAAUGUGAUCUAUUAGGGAGUUAAAUUCACCAUAUUUCAUUACAUUUGGCCUUGGCCAGAAUUUCCACUUGGCUUAAUGACAGCUGCGCAUGCUUAACAGCCUGAAACAUGUAGACAGUAGUUAUGCAUAAGGAUCCAUAGGUGUCAACCUCUGAAACCCCCGAUGAGGGAGAUCUCCCUCGUUCCUCAUUUCCAAUGAGGGAGAAAGUGUG
Messenger RNA from Mizuhopecten yessoensis (Yesso scallop), 5113 nucleotides. Its product is annotated as HEAT repeat-containing protein 6-like. Lineage: Eukaryota; Metazoa; Mollusca; Bivalvia; Pectinida; Pectinidae. The coding region runs from base 20 to 3595 and encodes 1191 amino acids. The transcript has 24 exons. The record is from RefSeq and is a predicted model, not a curated record.